AUGAAAUUAGUGGCUGCAGGGUAUGCAAUCAAUUCGAGUACAUGUCUGGAUGUAAUCAACCGAGAAAGUAGUUCGGAUUGGAAGGAAGUAUAUCACAGAGUAAGGGAAAACAUGGUACAAAGAAAGAUUUUAAGGUAUCCAAAUGUGCUGGGCCUUUAAAUGACAAAUGCACGGUGCUAGUAGUUCGGUCCGAGGAGCAAAGAAAGCUGCUGAUCGCAUUCAGAGGAACCGAUUCGGGUAAUUAAGAUUCUCUGAUACAACCAUUGACUUGCAUAAUAUUAAGAUUCAACCUUUCCAGUCCACGAACUAAUUGAUGAACUCGCCCAAACAUUGAAUCCAGAACAAGAAUUCCUUGGAGGCCAUGUUCAUCAUUACUUUUUAACUGCAUUCAACCAUAUUUGGCCUCCAAUAAAGGUCAUUCUCGAAGAUCCCGAGACCUCGGAUUACCCUGUUAUUUUUUCCGGAAUGUCCUUAGGCGGUGCUUUGGCAGCCAUCGCCGCGGCGGUGACUGUAGAUUUGAAUUUCCGAUCAUCCGAAGACGUAGCCCUGAGGACGUAUGGAGAACCAAGAGUGGGAGAUUAUCACUUUGCCUUGAACUUUGAUAAGCUCGUCCCAAACUCUUACCGACUGGUAAACAAACGAGACAUCGUGCCCCACAUUCCUCCAUGCAAACCAAGUCGGAAUGAAACCGGAUGUGUUCAAGAAGCGAUGCAUUAUUUCCAUCAUGGAACCGAGGUCUGGUAUCCUAAUGGAUGUCAUACUGAUGGCGAUUUCUCUGUGAGCUUACAUUUUUGAAGGCAAAAUUACAUUGUUUUAGGUGUGUUCGGGUCGACUGGAGGAUCCUGCUUGCUCGAACAGCCUACUGACCAAUUACACCAUCUUCGAUCAUAUUGGAGGCUACUUUUUAAAUGCCGGAGCAUUUGCAGAAGAAGAUUGUCAUUCGGACUUUGUCAACUUAAUGUACAACUAUGUUUCAUGA
Messenger RNA from Bursaphelenchus xylophilus (pine wood nematode), 979 nucleotides. Lineage: Eukaryota; Metazoa; Nematoda; Chromadorea; Rhabditida; Aphelenchoididae. The record is from the annotation of a GenBank genome assembly.